AUGCGGCCUUCAACAAUUACUCGUGUGGCUGGCCUUCGCCGGCUCAAAAGCUAUGCGACAGAUGGCACUGCCAGGCGAUGCCUGACAAUGCUCCAUCCCCCAAAGUUUGAGAACGAGAAGAUGUUCAACUAUGCGAAGGGUUCUGCCGAAAGAGCGCAACUCACCAAGACCAUCCAGCAAAUGAAGAGCGAAUUCCCCGUCACAAUUCCUCUACAGAUCAACGGAUCAGAGGUCGAAACAAAGCACUCUCGGGCUCAACUCAAUCCGUCGAAACACAGCGAGAUUGUCGCCAACUAUGCAUCUGCCACCUCCGAACAAGUCGACGCAGCCAUCGAUGCAGCAAUGAAAGCCAAACCGGCCUGGGAGGCUACUCCAUUCGAAGAUCGCGCAGCUAUUUUCCUGCGCGCCAGUGAGCUCGUCACUGGGAAAUAUCGCUCGGAAAUGGUCGCGGCAACGAUGCUGGGUCAGGGCAAGAAUAUCUGGCAAGCUGAGAUUGAUGCUGCAGCGGAAACAGCCGAUUUCUUCCGUCAUUAUAUCCAUGAGGCCUGGGCUCUCUACUCGCAGCAACCGAAGGUCCACCUAGACGGUAACUGGAACAAGAUGGAAUACCGCCCGCUUGAAGGCUUCACCUAUGCCAUCGCCCCGUUCAAUUUUACUGCACUCGGUGCCACAUUGAUUGGGCCCUCGGCUUUGAUGGGCAAUGUUGUUAUAUGGAAGCCAUCGGACUACGCAUUGCAUGCCAGCUGGCUACUUUACAAGAUCCUGGUCGAGGCGGGUCUUCCGAAAAAUGUGAUCCAAUUCCUUCCAGGUGAUGCCGAGGAGGUGACCAAUACCGUUCUCAAGAGACCUGAAUUCGGUGCCCUUACCUUUAUCGGCUCCACGGCUACCUUCAAGGGCCUCCAGAAGAAAAUUGGCGAUGCAAUCGGCCAAGGCGUCUAUAACUCUUACCCGCGCGUCGUGGGUGAAACUGGUGGCAAGAACUGGGGUAUUGUGCACCCUUCUGCGGACAUCAGGAGCGCCGCUCUGAAUACCAUCCGAGCUGCCUUUGAAUACCAAGGCCAAAAGUGCUCUGCCAAUUCGCGGGUCUAUGUUGCCGAGUCAGUGUGGCCAGAGUUCAAAAAGAUACUGACUGAAGAGACCGCCGCCUUGAAGGUGGGCAAUGUCGAAGAGUAUGGAAACUUUGUCAACCCAGUCAUCCACGAACGAUCCUUCGACAAGCUGAGCAAAUUCAUUGAGGACGCGAAGACUGACUCAGAACUCGAGCUUAUUGUGGGUGGCAAGGCCUCCAAGAAGGAAGGCUUCUAUGUGCAUCCUACUGUGUAUCGUACAUCAAACCCUAGCCAUGAGGUCAUGUCCCAGGAGCUCUUUGGCCCAAUACUGGGUGCCUUCGUUUACCCGGAUGCAGAAUGGGAGCAGACUCUGAAGCUUGUUGAUACGACAUCUCGCUACGGCCUGACAGGAAGCAUAUUUGCGAAGGACCCAUAUGCUAGUCGCCAAGCUCAGACCGUCCUCAAGCAUGCUGCUGGCAUGCUCUAUCUGAACACCAAGUGCACCGGAUCGACUGUGGCCCAGCAGCCCUUCGGUGGUAGCCGGGACUCGGGUACUAACGAUAAGACCGGCACCAUGGCACACCUCCAGAGAUUUGUUAGCACUCGAACGAUUAAGGAGGAGUUUGUUCCUUUGGAAAAGGUUGAAUAUCCGUCUAACGAGGUGUGA
This is a messenger RNA of Penicillium argentinense, 1716 nucleotides long. Its product is annotated as L-glutamate gamma-semialdehyde dehydrogenase. The coding region runs from base 1 to 1716 and encodes 571 amino acids. NCBI's taxonomy places the organism in Eukaryota, Fungi, Ascomycota, Eurotiomycetes, Eurotiales, Aspergillaceae. Gene Ontology annotation, cellular component: mitochondrial matrix. The transcript has 3 exons. Gene Ontology annotation, molecular function: L-glutamate gamma-semialdehyde dehydrogenase (NAD+) activity. The record is from RefSeq and is a predicted model, not a curated record.